Entelurus aequoreus (snake pipefish) is the source of this 5378-nucleotide messenger RNA. It is a transcript of the gene atp10d, whose product is annotated as ATPase phospholipid transporting 10D. The record is from RefSeq and is a predicted model, not a curated record. Gene Ontology annotation, biological process: phospholipid translocation. Bases 391 to 4407 code for a protein of 1338 amino acids. The transcript is spliced from 24 exons. NCBI's taxonomy places the organism in Eukaryota, Metazoa, Chordata, Actinopteri, Syngnathiformes, Syngnathidae. Gene Ontology annotation, cellular component: plasma membrane. Gene Ontology annotation, molecular function: magnesium ion binding; ATP hydrolysis activity; ATP binding.
GUACAAAUAAAUGAGGUCCAUUUACCCAAUAACCAAACGUAAAUAAUCCAUGACAUGGAUUUGGAUUUCGUUCACACUUUUACCAAAACGUGUAAUUUGACCCUGCUGGUUUUAGAAAUGAUAGGGUUUGAUGAAGGUUACGCCCCGCCCACACGAGCAGAAGGCGUCGAGUGGAUCGAUCCGACUUCGCGGCGUUUCCGCGGCGUGAGGCCCAGCGAGGACACCGUUAGUCGCUAACUAGUCGUGGAAGUCAUUUGACGCAACUUCACUACGAGUCAGGCUUCGCGUGGGCAUGAAAAGCAGGGAUGAGGACUUACUGACAGUCCAUACUACUGUGGACUACAGAGGAACAGAAAACCACAGUGAAUAGACCCGGCUCCCCAGCUGUAGAUGGAACGACUCCAAUGUGUGCAGCGUCGAUGUCGGCAGCUCUUCGCUCAAGAACCGGGCCUAGGCUCGUACUCGACCCAAAUUAACCGCCACACCAAUUCCCACUCAGUAGAUCCACACAGCGCCUCACAGGGAUGGCGGGAGAAGAGGAGAACCGUUGUUGCUCGCCACGGCCCCCGCCAGCAAGAGCUGAAAGACAUGUCCAAAGUUUACAAGGGCAACGCCAUCCGCACUACCAAGUACAGCAUACUGACCUUCAUCCCUUUGAACCUGUUUCAGCAGUUUCACAGGGUAGCCAAUCUCUACUUCCUGUUCCUGGCUUUGCUGAACUGGGUACCGGUGGUUGAAGCGUUUCAGAAGGAAAUUACAAUGAUUCCUUUGCUGGUGGUUCUUGCUGUCAUUGCCGUUAAAGACGCCUUGGAGGACUACAGGCGCUACCUCUUUGACAAAAACAUCAACUGCAAAGUAGCACAAGUGUACUGUGGCAAGAAGAGAGCCUACAUGGAGAAAUACUGGAAAGAUGUUUACGUUGGAGACUUUGUACGUCUGCGCUGUGACGACAUCAUCCCCGCGGACAUUUUACUGCUGUAUUCCUCGGAUCCUCGUGGCAUUUGUUACAUUGAGACUGCCAACCUGGACGGAGAGACCAAUCUGAAGCAGAGGCAGGUGGUUCCAGGCUCACACCUGCAGGAAAGAGAGUUUAGCCCUGAGAGCUUCCACAGUCACAUUGAGUGUGAGAAUCCCAACAAUGACCUCGGCCGGUUCCGAGGUUUCAUGGAGCACCCAAGUGGAGCUCGUGUUGGCCUUCACAAUAACAAUCUACUACUAAGAAGUUGCACGGUUCGUAAUACAGACACUGUGGUGGGCAUCGUGGUCUAUGCUGGACACGAGACCAAAGCCAUGAUGAACAACAGCGGGCCAAGAUAUAAAUGGAGCCAGUUGGAGAGGCGCCUGAACGUUGAUGUCCUUUGGUGUGUGUUCCUGCUGAUCAUCAUGUGUCUCACCACUGCCAUCGGCCAUGGACUCUGGCUGAAGAAGCUGAAAAAUGCAGUAUUUCUGACUGAGGAGGACACGUCUCCUGCUCUGGCUGCCUUCCACGUCUUCUGGACCAUGGUCAUCGUGCUGCAGGUGCUGAUUCCCAUCUCUCUCUACGUGUCCAUUGAGAUUGUGAAGCUGGGCCAGAUCUACUUCAUCCAGAAUGAUGUUUACCUCUACGACCAGCACGCCCACCGCAGGAUCCAGUGCCGCGCGCUCAACAUAACCGAGAACCUGGGUCAGGUCCAGUACUUGUUCUCUGACAAGACCGGAACUCUCACCGAGAACAAGAUGGUGUUUUGCCGUUGCAGUAUUUAUGGGAUCGAAUAUCCUCAUGUGGAAAACGCACGAAGACUGAAGAUGUAUGAGGAAGAGAAGAGUGAAUCCCUGAGCCGCCGUUCCUCCGGCAACAACUGCCACUCAGCAUGUCUGCCCACACCCCCCGCUGAGUGGGAGGGACCUUCCAACCACGUCCUUCCAAGCACUGGUGCCUUCUCCAACCAAAUGAUAAAGGAGGUGAUACCAGACCCUGAGCUGAUGAAGAAAUUGAGCGGGCUUUGUCCUCCUAUGCUGCCUCUUGGUGGUAGUUCUCCGAGCCGAGAACUCACCUAUGUCACAGACUUUUUCCUGGCGCUGGCUGUUUGCAACACUGUGGUGGUAUCCUCUCCCAGCCACACCGUAUCUGAAGCACAAGCACCUGUGAAGUCUGUGGAAGAAAUGGAAAUGAUGCCUACUCAAACGGGAGCAAACCCUGGGUGCUCAGAUAGAGUAUUCACACAGAACACCUUCAAAGUCUCUGACAAACCGUUGGAAGACAUCGAAAUGAUGCCUACUCAAACGGGAGCAAACCCUGGGUGCUCAGAUAGAGUAUUCACACAGAACACCUUCAAAGUCUCAGCCCCGGUUUGUCAGACGACGGAGGGUUCCACUGUAAAGCCAGUGGAGGACGAGGCUAUGAACAUGAUUAGGGAAGGUGCUUCUGAGAAUGACACAGAUGACGAACUGCGAUACGAGGCGGAGAGUCCGGACGAAGCUGCUCUGGUCCAUGCGGCUCGAGCAUACCACUGUACCCUGCGGGGACGAUCUACAGAUGGCCUUACUGUCAACAUGCCUGGACUGGGCACUCGGGCUGUCCAACUACUCCACACCCUGCCCUUUGAUUCCAACAGGAAGAGGAUGUCGGUGGUCGUCCGCCAUCCUGUCACAGGACAAGUGGUGGUCUACACCAAGGGCGCGGAUUCCGUCAUCAUGGACCUUGCUGAGACACCAAAAGGUGCGGAACAGGCUCCGGAGAGCUAUAGUCACAUUAGAGAGCAAACCCAAAAGCAUUUAGACAGCUACGCUGGAGGAGGCCUGCGUACUCUCUGCAUUGCUAAAAAGGUGCUAGAAGAAGAGGAAUAUGAGGUGUGGCUAAGGAAACAUUUGCUGGCAGAGACUAGCAUUGAGAACCGGGAGGAGCUGCUACUUGAUUCAGCCCAGAGACUGGAGACCAACCUCACUCUUUUGGGGACCACAGGCAUCGUAGACAGACUACAGGAGGAGGUGCCGGAGACCAUUGAAUGUCUUCAGAGGGCCGGUAUCAAAGUGUGGGUCCUCACUGGAGACAAACAAGAGACAGCCAUCAACAUUGCCUACGCCUGUAGACUUCUAUGUCCCCAGGACCAACUUCUGACUGCCAACUGUGACAGCAAGGAAGCCUGCGUGGCUCUUCUUGAGGAGCUGAAAGGAGAAGUGGAGUGCAGGGCAGAGAGAGCGAGUACUAAGACUCCUCAGGGAUCAGACUUCAGUUUGGUCAUAGAUGGCCGCACCCUUGACUGGGCUCUAAAAGAGGAAGCCGAGAGCUGCUUUCUGGAGGUGACCAAGUCCUGCAAGGCUGUGAUCUGUUGCCGGUCCACUCCGCUUCAGAAGAGCCAUGUGGUGAGACUGAUCCGGGACCGGCUCAAAGUCAUGACCUUGGCAGUGGGCGACGGAGCCAAUGAUGUGAGCAUGAUCCAAGUAGCCGAUGUGGGCGUAGGGAUAUCUGGUCAGGAAGGAAUGCAGGCUGUGAUGUCCAGUGACUUUGCCAUUUCAAGGUUCAAGCACCUCAGCCGGCUGCUGCUGGUCCACGGCCACUGGUGUUUUUCUCGUCUUGCCAACAUGAUCCUGUAUUUCAUCUACAAAAAUGUGAUGUUUGUGAACCUGCUGUUCUGGUUCCAGUUCUUCUGUGGUUUCUCUGGCAGCGUCAUGACCAACUCCUGGGUUUUGAUAUUCUUCAACCUGUUCUUCACCUCCGUGCCGCCGCUCAUCUACGGCGUGCUGGACAAAGACACACCCGCUGAUAGACUGAUGCGCUCGCCUGAGCUCUACCGCUCUGUGCACACCUCUCAGGCCUCUGCUUGGUGUGUCUUCUGGUUGACGGUCCUGGACGCUUUCUACCAGAGCCUGGUGUGCUUCUUCGUGCCUUACUUUGCCUAUGCUGGAUCGGAUAUUGGCCUGUUGUCCUUGGGCUCGCCAAUCAACGCCUCGGCCCUCCUGGUCAUCCUGCUGCACCAGGUCCUGGAGAGCCACACUCUGACGUGGAUUCAUGUCGGGGUGUUGGUGCUGAGCGCUGGCUCCUACUUUGGCUUUGUGCUGCUCUUCAGUGUUUGCUGUGUGACCUGCAGUCCCCCCACCAACCCUGUGGGUGUAGAAGGACUCCAGAUGUCCCAUCCUCUCUUCUACGUGGUGUGUGCUCUCACCAUUGUGACAGCGCUGUUACCCAGGCUCCUGGUCCGGGUCCUCUACAACACCAUGCACUUCUCCCCUCCAAGACUAGCCACUUACUGGGCCAAAGUAGAAGCUCAGAGGGGCCACAGAAGAAUGUGCUGCCGCAGCUUCAAGCUCUCCAUGACGGAGUGUGGUGAUGACCAGCACACCUUGGAGUGUGGUGAUGACCAGCACACCUUGGAGUGUGAUGAUGACCAGCACACCUUGGAUCACAGCACACAGUCGGUCAUCUUCUGACCUUUGAGAAGUUCAAAUGAAAAGCUGCCAACACCAAGUGAAGUGUUGGAGUUCACCGCUGUAUUUAUAUCUCUACUUUACUCAAGUCCUGGAAACAUUCCAGGACACAAGCUGUCAGGUCUGGGGAUGUUACACUCCAAAAUGCUGUCAGGUGUGGGGUGUUACACUCCAAAAUGCUGUCAGGUGUGGGGUGUUACACUCCAAAAUGCUGUCAGAAAUAACAGACAGACAGGGCUUUGCUGUCCGUAACACACACACACACACACACUGCAAAAUGAGCUAACGUUACGCUAAAAGCGAAUUAGCCUUCACCUCAAGCCAGGACUGCGAGCGAGCUGAGCUGCCUUUUAUAUUUCUAGAAGGUCAACGGGCUCAUAGUGAUGUCACUAGUAGUUGAAUGGGAGGUGUUUAUUAUCAUUUGGGGAGAGUCUGCUGCCUGAUGCUUACCUGCUAAACGCUAAGCACUGACUACAUGCGCUCUGAAUAUGCACUGCUGAUUGGCUGUUACCGCUCUGUUUGUAACCAAUCAGAUGGUUGUGUGGGUGGGACAAUGCUGCGUGUGUACCAAUCAGAUGGUUGUGUGGGUGGGACAAUGCUGGGUGCUGUGUAGAGGACUGACAGAGGCAGAAGGGGCUACUUAAUAUGUUCGUGUGGAAACUCGUUCGGUACACCUCCGAACCGAACCGAAACCCCCUUACCGAAACUUUUCAGUACAAAUACACGUACCGUUACACCCCUACAAAGCAGACUGUAUCAGUUAUUGUCCGCCAUGUAUGUCACGGACUCAACGUCUAGGUCCAGAGUAUAUAAAGUCAGCAAAAAGGAAUAGACGAUGAAGGUGAAGGCAAAAGAGUGAGGAGUGUCCUGACCACAUAUCUACAUCCCUAGAUUGAUUGUUGUCAAAUGUUCUUGAUCACAUUGUUUACAUGUUUAAUAAAGAUGUGAUUAAUGUAUGAUGUCUCAGGUGUGAG